This is a messenger RNA of Hermetia illucens (black soldier fly), 1659 nucleotides long. Its product is annotated as very long-chain-fatty-acid--CoA ligase bubblegum-like. The transcript has 6 exons. Lineage: Eukaryota; Metazoa; Arthropoda; Insecta; Diptera; Stratiomyidae. Bases 219 to 1562 code for a protein of 447 amino acids. Gene Ontology annotation, cellular component: membrane; endoplasmic reticulum. Gene Ontology annotation, molecular function: long-chain fatty acid-CoA ligase activity. The record is from RefSeq and is a predicted model, not a curated record.
AUCCAGAAUUCUGGUUGUGGAUGACUCUAAACAAAUGCAGAAAAUCCGACAAAUUUGGUCCAGAUUACCAAAUUUGAAAACUGUUGUUCAGAUAAAUGGGCCCUUCGAAACCGAUAUUGGGAUUGAAGAUGGAUACUACAAAUGGUCCGAUUUGGACGAAGUGGAUACCAAUGAUUUAAAUGAAGAACUUAUGCUGAGGAUCAACAAUAUUGCCGUAAAUGAGUGCUGCAGUCUCAUAUAUACCUCUGGAACUGUUGGAUUUCCGAAAGGCGCGAUGCUUUCUCAUGACAACAUCACCUGGGACCGUCAAAGUUAUUGAAGAACGAUUCGGUAAUAUUGUUUCUGGUCAAGAGUCAACGGUAUCCUAUCUUCCUCUGAGUCACAUUGCUGCUCAGAUGAUGGAUAUGUUUUUAUCAAUUUCUUACGGGGGGUGUGUAUACUUUGCCGAUAGGGAUGCCUUGAAAGGAUCACUUGUCAAAACUUUGAAUAAAGUACACCCAACUCGAUUCAUAGGUGUACCAAGAGUAUAUGAGAAAUUCUACGAGCGGUUGAUAAAUGUUGAGUCUCAACUACCAAUUGUCAAAAAGGCCUUACUGAAUUGGGCCCGAAGUACAGCAUUGAGUCAUUACAUGAACCUAAUGGAAGGGAAACAAUCGGAUUCGUUACAAUAUAAAAUUGCAAAAUUUCUGGUUCUGAACAAAAUUAAACACUCGCUUGGAUUGGAUCAAGCUAAAAUCGCUUUGAUCGGCGGAGCUUCUGUAUCAAAUGAGAUAAAAAAAUUCUUUAUGAGCAUAGAUAUACCACUCAGUGAGGUAUUCGGUAUGUCUGAAUCGACCGGGGGACAUUGUAUGGCAACUCGAGAUGAUCCUAAUGUUCAGACAGUUGGAAAACCCCUCGUGGACAUCGCUACAAAAGUGUAUAAUCCAGAUGACAACGGCGUUGGUGAAAUUUGUUUGAAGUCACGAUCAGUCUUCAUGGGAUAUUUAAACGAUCCAGAUAAGACCAAAGAAACGAUUGACGAAGAUGGUUGGCUACACACUGGCGACUUAGGAACAAUAGACGACAAGGGAUAUGUCUACAUCACAGGUCGUUCAAAGGAACUUAUCAUUACCGCCGGAGGCGAAAACGUACCACCAGUUCAUGUAGAAAAUUUGGUUAAAAAGGAACUACCAGUUCUUAGCAACGCCCUGCUUGUAGGGGAGAAAAGAAAAUAUCUCGUUAUACUUCUCACAUUCCAGGUUGAAACUAAUCCUGAUACGGGCAUGCCUAGCGAUAAACUGCUGCCAGUAGUACGUGAGUGGUUAGCUGGUUUGAAUGUGUCCUACACUACUGUUCAAGAAAUCUUAGAUGCGGGUCCCUGUCCUAUUGUGCUGGAAGCGAUUGAAGACGGUAUUGCUAGAGCCAACAAAAAUGCAAUCUCAAACGCCCAAAAGAUACAAAAGUUUGCCAUUCUUCCUCAAGAUUUCUCAGUGCCCACAGGAGAACUUGGACCUACCUUCAAGCUAAAAAGAAGCUUUGUGCUUGGGAAAUAUAGUCACGUAAUUGAACAACUUUAUAAAUAGAUUUUGAUGUUCUAUCCGUACUUAUAUAUUAUAUCGUGUUAGUGGAAAAAAAUGUAUUUUAAGUUUAAAUAAAAAAAAAAAAACAAUUUGUAAGCAG